GGAAUUGGCCAAAUAUAUAAAAAGACCCGUCCCUACAGAACUAGUAAAGAAUGAAUGGGGUGUUAUACGAUACAAGGACAGUUUUAAUAGUAUUUUUUAAUUUUCUUCCCACUAGCGUGCAGAAAUAUAUUGCAAUUAACUGCACAAAAAACAUACGGUGCAUUAUAUACUGCAUCCAUAUUGGACAUCUCAUAUUUUGCACUUUCAUUUUGCUUCCUCGGCAUUAAAGGCACACUGCUUGGCUAAUGGGCAUGUAACCCUCUCCUGUAUAAUGCACAUGAGUGAGCCUGAAUUGCGUGCACCAUAAAAAAAAAGGGGUUAAUGCUGUCCAUGCUGUUCGGCAUAUCCUGAUGCUGGCUCGGUGAAACAAACAUCGCCUCUCCUCCUUUGCCUGAUCCCUCCCUCCAGCUCCCUUAUCCUGCACGCAUACACUCACGCUCUCCUCCUUUCCCCCCCCGCCCUGCAUGGAGUGGCUCUGACGGGCGACACAGGCGUUCAGCUCCCACUCCUAAACCGUCCUCUGCCGUUCACAGCGUGUAAGCUCGCCCACCCACCCGGUCAUACAAAGAUCACAGCGCACGGCGGUACGCGCGCUCUCACGCGGCUUGAGCGUAGCGCCGCCGCCACAAAACCCCUGCUCCGACGAGAGCCUGGCGGCGGCUGUGCGGUGGUGGGCGAGCCAAGAUGAGGGAGAUGACAACAUAAAUCCCGCUCGCCUGGGCUGUUUGAUGGUCCACGGCCGAGGAAGCUCGAGUCGGGUGGGAGCCGAAGAAGCGAAAGCCGGCGCUGCCGCUUUCAACGCGCCGCGGAGCCGGCCACCAGCCGAGCGAGGCUGGUUGCGAGUCUGGGGAAAAAUCAAUGGCUGUCUGCUAGUCCUGCUUCGAGGACGUCACGUCGAUACCCCCAUUUAACUGUCUCCAGCGCUGCCAACAAUCGCUCAUGGAGGCUGGGCUCGACACCUCGCAGUCCGCUCGCUUGCGGGGGGAGCCGCUGCACCCCGUAGUCUACGCUUGCACAGCAUUGCUCCUCCUGUGCCUGCUCACAACUGCCGUCACAUACCUCCUUCACCACAGCGUAAUCCUGAUCAGCCGCAAGGGCUGGCAUCUGCUUCUCAACCUCUGCUUCAGCAUCGGACUUACGGGCACCGCCUUCGCUGGAGGAAUUGAGCAGACAAGCAACCUGCCACUCUGCCAGGGGGUUGGGAUCCUUCUCCACUAUGCGUCUCUGUCCACGGUGCUGUGGAUCGGAAUGAUGGCGCGCAACACAUUCCGACAGCUGGGGCCGAGAGAGCGCCCAGCUGAGAGUGACGAGCCUCCUCCGCCUCCACGGCCCAUCAUAAGAUUCUACCUGAUUGGAGGAGGCAUUCCCAUCCUGGUAUGCGGAAUAACGGCGUUGGUUGACAUCAACAAUUAUGGAAGCAAUGGAAGCAUGCCACUCUGCUGGGUGGCAUGGGAAGCGAGCCUCGCCGCUUUCUACGGCCCCACGGCACUCGUCGUUCUGGCCACGUGCGUCUACCUCAUCCGCACGGCCGUGUGCCUGCACCGCCGCCCUGGCCAGCAGCGCUACGAGCUCAAGGACACGCACCCGGCCGGCCCUCGCGGGGCCCCCGGACAGCCGCCCCACAUCAUCGUCGUCCACCCACCCCCGCGCUGCUGCCACCAUCACGUGGCCAGCCACGGCGGGCCCGAGUGCGGCCGCGGAGGCGCGGCCCGCUGCGCCGGCUCUCCGUCGCCGGCGCUCGCCAACGAGCACACGUACCCCGAGCAGCUCGCGGGCACGGCUCUCGUGCUGCUGCUGUACGCCAUCUCCUGGACGCUGGGCGCCCUGGCCGCGUGGCACUCCGACCAGCUGCUGUCCGUGGUCUUCAGCUGCCUGUUCGGCGGCACGGUGCUCACGCUGGGGCUGUUCGUGUUGGUGCACCACUGCGCCAAGCGCGACGACGUGUGGCACCUCUGGUUCGGUCGCUGCUGCUGCUGCCGCUGCCGCUGCUGCCGCCGCUGCUGCGGAGGAAAAGGCGGCGGCGUGACCCAGGCGGAGGUCGCCGCCGCCGCCUCCUCCUCCUCCAAGCUUCCGCAUCAACCGUCACGGAGCGAGGAGCAUGAUCAAGAGUGCAAGCUCAUAACUAAUGGCCAGCUGUCGAGCGUGGGCGGUGGGAAUAUGUACGUGGUGGUGAGCGGAAACCCGCCUUCGUUGGUGAGCGACAGUGUGGCCGCCAUCAGCAGCAUACCCCUGGCCUCAACGGAGCACCAGUGCAAGAUGACCAACCUGCAAGUGGAGAACAUUGCCAGGGCGAAUGUGCAGUUCGCACAGAGCAAGGAGAAAAGCAUCGAUGAGCGACUGAGCGAGAUCAAUGAGCAGGCGAGCGCCGACUGUCUCACGAGCAGGACUCUGCCGAGGAAACACUGUGCAAGGGGUCGGAGGAAAAACAGUCUGCAGGCCAACAGGCAAAGCUCCACGGGCGACUUGGUUUAUGACGUGCCAAAAAUCACGACGGAGGGAGGCGUCAGCGCGCAGUACAGUGAAUUUUCCACACUUUCUCUCUGCUGUCGGUCACAGGAAAGUGGAUCUGGGAACGACGAUGCACCUGUGGUGCAGGCGGCCUCUCAGGAGGCUUUCUGCAUGGCGUACGGCAUCCACUUUCCUGUUCACAAUGUGGUAUCGCCUGCUGAUAACAUUGAGCUAAAUGCCACAGUCCCAUUAAUCACAGGCACCUGCCCAAAUGUCAAAACGGGACCCUGGAGGACUGAGACAACUGUAUGAGCACAUUAUCAUACCAUUCAAAAUGAAAGAGCUGAUAAAAAAAUUACACAAACACUGAAAACAUUUGAAAAUGCAAAUGACUCUGGACCCACGUAUAUAUUUUUAGUACGUAUUGUAAAAACGAAAUAUUUUAUUGGUUGUCAGUCGAAACAAAAUAUUGAAGAUGCUGAAUGUUCUGUAAACACUCUAUAAAAAUGCUUUUCAAAUGCAUCGUCACCCUGCAACACUCCAAAAAUAUUGAUGUUGCAUAGAUGUAUAGUCAUCAAUGGAUGUAACCUUUUGGCAUACCGUAGAUGUUUCUAUUGCUGUCUGCAAAGAUAUUUUUCUCUCUCCUGGAAUGGCUCUUUAUUGCCACCUGCUGUGCAGAUGAAAUAUUAUUUAGAGUAUGAGUUGGUGGUGGUGGCGGUGGCGGCGGUGGUUGUAUCUCAGAGGGAUGUAAAUGUAAAAUAGGACCAUUAAGUGCUUUUUGAAGAAUACCCGUACUUUAAAAUAUAUUGCAUCAAACAAUUAUGAGUGCCAAUGUAAGGAUUACCGACGGUGGUUGAUUGGACACAAUUUAUUGGUGUUGAUCGUAUGAUGCUCAUAUGCAAUGUAAAAUAUAGGGUUAACAUCUUGUAAUUUUUUCAGUGCAUGCAUCAGCAGAAAUAGGCAGGAACGACAACAAUGUGAGUUGACUUGAAUCCCAUUGAUUUUACGUAAGAUGUCUGUAGCGAAGCAUUCACUGACAGUACAUUCACUUGUUAUUGUGGAUAUACAGUUAUUAGUUGUCCAAGGUGUACUUCACAUGCCAAAUAAAUUGUCGGGUUUCUACAUAGCGACGUGACACCAGAGUGCAACAAUCUAAAUCCAUGUCUGACAUAAUCCCUUCGACUGUAAGUCAUUGUGAGUGAAUGUGAAUGCUGUAUGCUGUGUGUGAUAUCAGUUAUGCAAGUAGGCCGAGUUAUUUUGUACGUUAAUUUUGUUUAUUUUAUUAAUCAACCAAUGAUGUGUGCAGCAACACAGUUGCAAUGUGUACACUUUAAAAAUAAUUCACAAUAUCAUUGACAUUGAAAUUCUUGACCACUAGGUGGCAUUACAGUGAUACAAUAUUUUCAUUUGGUAACGUCCCACGUACAAUGCAGUUGCGGAACGAUAGUGUGGUGAAUACGUUUACUUCAUCAAGUAAUUUACAGCACGUUUUCUUUUUAACAAUAUAAGAAUGAAAAAAUUGCAAUCCAUUACUUCUUCAUAUUGAGUAUUUAUGACAUUCAAUAAUAUUACUUAUGUAUUCUUCGGGAACUGCUUGCUUUUUAUCUCCCAUUCGGAUUCCACUAUAUAUUUAAAAAAAAAAAUGAUACAGUCAGAGGCUCUCUCCUUAUGCUUAGGAACGUAAAUCAAUGCAAUUAAUUCUAAAACAAUCUUGACACUUUAUUCUUUGGGUAUUUCGGUAAAGUAACGUAGAUAGGUUAAAAUAAAAUAUUUAUUAUUUUGUUUACCGAAAGACCCAAAGAACAUUAAUUCCCGCAGUCACUAAAGCUUUAAGUCAAGAUUUAAUCUGACACCUUUAUUGUUUAAUAACUAACAGCAAUGCCAGUCCAUCUACAUGUGGUAUUCUGCAACAAUUUGCACUUGCAUGAUUGCAGUAGAGUAAUCUAGUUUUUUUACUUACCUUUUGCACACUUGCACAUUUGUUUAUGUACCUCGAUAAUAAGUAAUUGAAAUCAUUCAAAGAGGCUAUGUAUGUACAGUGAGGGAAAAAAGUAUUUGAUCCCCUUCUGAUUUUGUACGUUUGCCCACUGACAAAGAAAUGAUCAGUCUAUAAUUUUAAUGGUAGGUUUAUUUGAACAGUGAAAGACAGA
This is a messenger RNA of Petromyzon marinus (sea lamprey), 4598 nucleotides long. RefSeq names its product adhesion G protein-coupled receptor A1. Gene Ontology annotation, molecular function: G protein-coupled receptor activity. The record is from RefSeq and is a predicted model, not a curated record. Gene Ontology annotation, cellular component: plasma membrane. Gene Ontology annotation, biological process: G protein-coupled receptor signaling pathway; cell surface receptor signaling pathway. Lineage: Eukaryota; Metazoa; Chordata; Hyperoartia; Petromyzontiformes; Petromyzontidae.